Messenger RNA from Thlaspi arvense, 1584 nucleotides. Lineage: Eukaryota; Viridiplantae; Streptophyta; Magnoliopsida; Brassicales; Brassicaceae. The record is from the annotation of a GenBank genome assembly.
AUGAGCAAGAAAAAUCUGGCGAUUCUGAUGCGUGCUAGGAUGAGGUCGAAUAAUCCCACCAAAUUCUCCCUCUCUCAAUUUCCUAAGGAGAUCCCAUCUAAUUCUCAAGAGAAUCAUUCUGGAGACCACAUCUUGCAAAAUUCCUCUGAAGGAAUUGGGAAUUCUAGUGAUUUUGGUAUCACAGGAAGGGUAUAUGAUGUAGUUCGUGAAACAAUGCACUCAGCUAUCUCAGCGAGUAAAACUGGUGUAAUGGACAUUACUCUUAAUGAUUUUCAAGAGGGAUACUUUAGCCUUUCGCUUGAAGACCGUGGGAAAUUACUGCUUGCCUUAGCCAAAGAAUACGAUGUUAACAGGGAACAAGUCCGAGAACUCGUUAAGCAAUAUCUUGGACUUGAAAAUCCAGCCAGUGAUGAUGGAGAGCUUCAUUCUCCGAAGAAGGAGGCUUUAACUUCUGUUUUCUAUCGCAUUGAGUGGAAUCUAAAACAUGCUCUCAAGCCGACAUAUGAAACUCUGUUUGAGAGGUUGAACAUACAUCCAGGAGGGUUGAGAUUUUUGUCCAUCCUUCGUGCGGAUCUUCUCUCGAUACUCUCAAAAGAAAACACUCCGUCUUUGAGAACGUUAGAUUCAUAUCUAAAGGAGAAACUCGGUAUGUGGCUUAGUCCUGCCACGUUAGAGCUUCAUCAGAUUACUUGGGAUGAUCCUGCUUCUUUGCUUGAGAAAAUUGUCGCAUACGAGGCGGUGCAUCCUAUCAGCAACCUCUUGGAUCUUAAAAGAAGAUUGGGAAUAGGUCGUCGAUGCUUUGGAUAUUUUCAUCCAUCUAUUCCUGGUGAACCUCUUAUUUUCAUCGAAGUUGCUCUUAUGGAAACCGUUGCUCAGACCAUUCAGGAAGUUUUGUGGGACAAUCCUCCCAUACCAGAGAACCAAGCAACAUGCGCUUUGUUUUACUCCAUUUCUUCAACUCAGCCCGGUUUGGCUGGGAUAAACCUCGGUAAAUUUCUGAUCAAACGAGUGAUUACAUUGGUGAAAAAAGACAUGCCACAUGUUUCUACAUUUGCAACACUUAGCCCCAUUCCUGGAUUCAUGCAAUGGCUCCUCUCAAAGUUAUCAUCUCAGUCAAGGUUUGCUGAAGAUGAGGGCAAGUCACCUUCAUCUACGUUCAGCGAGAAAGUAUUACUACCAGAAGAGGAACAAGCCCUCAUGAGCAUAUCAGAUGACUCUUCUUCCGGUAGCAACGGCAUGGAAGUUCUACUGAAUUUGCUAUCACAAAAGAACUGCGAAUGGGCUACUUCGCCUCGUGUAUUGCCAGUUUUAGAACCUGUUCUCAUGCGGUUAUGUGCUAGGUACCUCUUGCAGGAGAAGAAGAGAGGAAAAGCUUUAGACUCUGUUGCUAACUUCCACUUGCAAAACGGAGCGAUGGUUGAAAGAAUAAAUUGGAUGGCUGAUCGAUCAGAGAAAGGUAUUCAUCAAAGUGGAGGCAUUAUGGUUAACUAUGUCUAUAGGUUAGAGAACAUCGAAGACUAUGCUCAAUCGUAUUUUGGUUCGGGAAAAAUCAAUGCCUCUCCUUGUAUCCAUUCUCGUCUCUAA